UUAGACCGAUGAAGAAAUGGUCAAAAAGUGGUCGCUGUAUAUGACGGCCAAACCGGGCCUACAGUUCCUGUAUUGGGCCAAAUGGGCGCUCGCAGUGAUCAUUGUCUGGAUCAUCACUUUACUGGUCCGGGAAGUGGAGUUCACGCAUCAAAUCAAUGAGCCAACAGUGGCCGCUCCUAAUGACGACGAGAUAUUCCUCGACAUCAGCCAAACGGUUGAUCUGCCGUUUCAACAGGACUUGAGUUUCUCGAUUAGCGAUGGCAUCAAGAGUGGCAAAAAAGUGGCCAAUUGUGGUCUACCGAUGGUCUGUCAGAAUAAUCAAUUCGCUGUCCAUCUGUUCACCGGAAGAGAUAAUCAAAUUUAUCCCAAACUCUGUAUUGACGGCAAUUAUGUUCUGGACAAAGGUCUGAACGGUUGCGGCCGUGGAAUCAAUUUGGUGAUCAUUGACAAUAUGACCCGAUCUAUACUCCGAGUCUCUAAUUUUGACACAUAUGAGAAAGAUUCCCAACCGUUAGAGACACUACUAUUGACGCUAAGAGUUGGCGAUAUAGUGAUUAUGAUAUCGUUUGAUGAGCCGACCUCUAAACUUUCCAAAGUGGCAAAAUUGCUUUUGCAUCAAAUGGGCAGUAAUUGGGCUCAGAAUCUCAUUUAUAGGAGCAGUUGGUAUAUAAUCACUCAGAAAGGCAUCGAUGGCUACACUCCAUACGAAAACUUAAAUCUUCCCAACACUGGAGGGUGGGCUGACUCGCAUGAGAUCAGGAUCUGUGUGCCCCUCAAGAUAAAAGGGUUGUCCGUACAGCCGGACCCCAUCCUAGACCGCAAUCCAAAGAGAGCUGAAUUCUGUGCCAAAUAUUACAUACACUUCCCGUUGUUUUGCGAGGGCAAUGUUGUGAACGAUCCGCUAAUCGCUGCCCGUAUUCUCAAAUUCUUGCCAAUCAGUGGCGAAAUCGUGAGGACACCGAUCAUUGUGUUGACGGCACAAACUUACGCACAAAACGUCUAUUUGUCGCUUACGUUGGAAACGCUUAUACGUCAGCCGGGAAUCACUCCCAGAAAUGUCAUUGUCUUCUAUAACUCCAUCAGUUGUCCGUCGAUCGCAUAUUUAGCCGAAGUCUUUGACUUUAUGUCCAAUGAUUUGUCCGAUUUUGGCGACGAUUUGGAUGAAGUCCGGCGCACAACCGAAAUGCUCUUUCCGGACGCCAAAGCAUUUAUACUCAUUGAUAUGAAUACCAUAUUAGCGCCCGAUUUCUUGCCAUUUAUGGGACAGUUAUUGCCUUUUCUAUUGACCAAAGGGUCGGACAUUGAGUCCAUAUCCGCCUGGAAUGACAAUGGAUUCGAGAGUGUGUCCAACGACUCCAGUGUUGUCUAUCGUGUGAACGCCGGCCACUAUAAGCCCCGAUUCGCCGCCCUUUUUCGUCGUGGCUUUGCGUUUAACAUUAGCCCCAACUUUCUCUGGUCUUUCGUAGACAACCUCAACAGUAAUCACGACAAUAACAUUAUAAUACCCGACGUUUCGCGUGUUUUGUAUGUAAACCCGGACUUGAGUUCCGCACCGAACGAAGUGCAGGACGAAGAGGAGGUAUUGAUUAAAGCGUUUGAAUUGGGCGAUGGACUCGCGUUUUACGCACAAAGUAUUGGCCAAAUGGUCAACAAGAGUACGAUUGCGUCGGAUGUGAGACACUUGGAGGCACUGUUGGUCUCAAGAAGUAAUAAUACAAAACACGUGUACUCUAUUAGCUGUGAUAGUGAACUGCAAUGUCGGCAACUGUGCGGCGAUUUAGGUCUCGCCAAUUGUCUGCCGCAUUUGGUUAUACCAAACAUCGGGGGAGUUAUUAAGUAA
Messenger RNA from Medioppia subpectinata, 1840 nucleotides. Lineage: Eukaryota; Metazoa; Arthropoda; Arachnida; Sarcoptiformes; Oppiidae. The record is from the annotation of a GenBank genome assembly.